Caenorhabditis angaria is the source of this 1529-nucleotide messenger RNA. The record is from the annotation of a GenBank genome assembly. NCBI's taxonomy places the organism in Eukaryota, Metazoa, Nematoda, Chromadorea, Rhabditida, Rhabditidae.
AUGUCUGUUUUGGAACAAUUGAAAAAGGCGUCGAUUGUUGUUGCGGAUACUGGAGAUUUUAAUGGUUAGUUUUAGUUUUGCGACAACAAAAAUUGAGCUUUUGUUGUUUUUACAAAGUUGGAUUAUUUACUUCAAAUAGACGAGAUCAAAUUUCAAAAAUUUCGCCGUGAAUUCAGCUUAAUUUUGAAACGUAUGAUUUUCAGGAAUUAAAUUUUAGAUUGGUUUUUGAAAUUUUUAAAAGUUUAUUUAGUAGAAAUUCUUGAAAAAAUCGAAAGUUUCUGAAAUUUUGCGAAAAAAGUAAUGUUCUUGAAAAAUUUUGAACAUCUUAUAUUUUCUAUCAAAACUCAAGUUGUUUUGCAGCAAUCCGCGAAUUCCAACCACGUGAUGCCACAACAAAUCCAUCGCUUAUUUUGGCUGCCUCAAAAAUGCCAGAAUAUUCGAAUUUAAUCGAUGAAGCUGUCAAAUAUGCAAAAGAACAACAUCCAAAUGGAAAUGAACAACAAAUUUUGGAGUCCUCGAUUGAUCGUCUUUUUGUUGUUUUUGGAAAAGAAAUUUUGAAAACUAUUCCUGGAAGAGUUUCGACUGAAGUUGAUGCAAGGUUUGAUUGAAGUUUUUAGUAAUGGAAAUCAGAAUACUAUUGAUGUAUUUUUUGCAGACUUUCAUUCGACACUGAAUCUUCGAUCAAAAGAGCACUUGGAAUAAUUGCACAAUAUGAAAAAGAGGGAAUUUCGAAGGAACGAAUUUUGAUCAAAUUGGCUUCGACUUGGGAAGGAAUUCAAGCUGCGAAGUGAGGAAGACAAUCUUCAAGCCUUUUUUAAACCUUCAAUUUCAUUUCAGAAUUCUCGAAUCUCAACACGGAAUUCAUUGCAACAUGACACUUUUAUUCAAUUUCGAACAAGCCGUUGCUUGCGCUGAAGCUGGAGUUACCCUAAUUUCGCCAUUUGUUGGAAGAAUUAUGGAUUGGUUUGUCAAAAAUACCGAGAAGAAGACAUUCACAAGAUCUGAUGAUCCAGGAGUUUUGGUGAGAUUUUUAAAAAGAAAAAUAGAAUAAAAAUAAGUUUUGUUUUUCAGAGCGUUCAAAAUAUUUUCAACUAUUACAAGAAAUAUGGAUAUAAUACUCAAGUAAUGGCUGCAUCUUUUAGAAAUACUGAAGAAAUUAAGGGACUUGUUGGAUGCGAUUUAUUGACUAUCAGGUAUAUUUUUAGUUCCGGAAAUUUUCCAAAGACUCAUUCAAAAAAAUUCCGAAAAUUUUCCGUCUUUCCGUUUUCCGGAUUUCAUCCUUUCAAAAUCUUUCUAUUUCCAGCCCUGCUCUUCUCAAACAACUUGCAAAUGAAACCGAAACAAUUUCGCCAGUGUUGACUUCCGAAGUUGCUCAAAAAUCCGAACUCGCCAAAAUCCACGUGGAUGAGAAAGUGUUUAGAUUCCAAUUGAAUGAAGAUGCGAUGGCAACUGAGAAAUUGGCUGAAGGAAUUCGUAAUUUUGCGAAAGAUGCCAGAACUUUGGAAACAUUGAUCAAACAAAGAUUGUAG